UAGUGAGAGUGAAGCUGUUGCCUUUCCAUCAGACUGUGGCGCACUUGCAGUGUUAUUCAUGAGGCGGGAAGUCUGCGAGGGAUUCCUGGGAUGUCUCCAAGCAACCAGAACCUGACGCAACCCUCCCGCCCCUCCUCCGGCAGCUCUCUGCUCACAAACAAGAGGAGCGUGGAGCUGUGAGGUGGAUGAUAUGAGAGAGGGAGCCGGCUGCAGAUGGUGUUCACUGAUGUGGCGGCUUGGAUCCAGGCUGGAGGACUGCACGGUGAGCUGCAGCAGAGGGACUCACACAAGCUCUAAAGAUACUUCAAAACACCAAUGGAGGGUUUACGGAGCUUUUGAAGAUUGACUUUCUGGACAAAGAGCAGAGGGAGUGGACGCAGCAAGGACAAAAACCUAACUAUGGUCAUUUGUAACACUGAAAGAGGCCACCAAUGACGAGCAGAUAUCUCUUUUCAUUUUGACACAUUUUUUGAGGAGCUUUUCUUUACAGAUUAAUAAUGGAUGCUCCCUCAGCUCCUCAGAUUACUGUGGACAAGUCUAAUGUCCUGGAGGAAGAAGAAUGUGGGAAAGAUCUGCCCACAGAUGACCAUCUCAUGAACUUGAAGGCCCUGACGGAGAAACUAAGACUGGAGACCAGGAGGCCUUCGUACCUGGAGUGGAAAGCCCGACUCGAGGCGGACAGUUUCAGAGAGUCUGGAACUGGAAAAGGCUCAAUCAAAGUGGAGCCUGAGGGGAAACUGGUCACCCCCAAAGAGACUGUGGUGAAGUCUGAUGUGAUUCAGCGCAAGUUGCCGUCGGGUGUACCGAAGGGAUUUGAGAACAUCGAUGAAGCACUCAGCUGGCUGAGGAGAGAACUGACAGACAUGCGCUUGCAGGACCAGCAGCUGGCGAGGCAGCUCAUGCGGCUCCGCAAUGACAUCAACAAGCUGAAGAUAGAGCAGACGUGCCACCUGCAUCGCCGGAUGCUCAACGACGCCACCUUCGGCCUCGAGGAGCGGGACGAGCUGUCGGACCUGCUGUGCGAAUGUCCGGUCACCCCGGGGCUCGGCCUCUCUGCCCCGCUGAGACUCAUCGGCGUCACCAAGAUGAACAUUAACUCUCGCCGCUUCUCGCUCUGCUAGUGGCUGUGAUGUCACUUCAGGGAGAGAACAAAGCUGCCUGUCUAAUACUACCUUUGCUCCAGUGCAACAUGACAGCCCUGGCCAUUUGUUAGAUUGUGGUGAAGUCUUACUGACCACAACGUUGGGAGGAUGGCCCGAGAUGUAAACCCUGUUUUACUGCCUCUAUAAUUACAGAGAGAGAUUUAGGUAAUGUAUAUUAUUUAGACACAAGGAUUUGAGUGUAGUAGGUACAUAUAUAGUGUGUUUGCCACUAAACUAUACAUGGCAGCUAUAUACAGAAACCUCUGUCUUAAAACCACAGCACAUUUUAGACCUUUAGAGCAUCGUGACUUCAAACAGAAUACUUUUUAAACUCCAGUUAAACAAUCUCAGCUUAUUCCUGUCCACUUUUUUAAGCCUUAUCAGUCACACUGUUACAGUAACCCAAAAUGUUUCCAUAUACUGUUGCUUGUUUGUAGGGGCUUUCAUGGUUUCUAUCAACAAGCCAAGAUUUAUUAAGGACAGAUUAAAUAUUUAAAUAAAUUCUUACUGCUUAGAGACGACUCUGUACACUCUUAGAAAUAAGGGUUUUAAAAGGGAUCUUCCUGAAGGGCUGAGGUGCAACCCAGAACCAUAUGCUCCUGAAGAACCUUGAAAGAAAGAAACAUAAUUAUGUAGGCUUAUCUUCCAUUUUGAUAUGAGUCCAUAACCGGUCCCAAGGUGAUACUCCUUUCUCCUGAUUGCCAUUUAUUCUACUGAGCAUACAUUCAGAAGAUGCUAUUUCCACCACUGCAUGGCCCCAAGGUAUUUUCACAUUAUCUUAUCUGGCUCCCUUUCAGAAAAGUUUGGGGACACGCUUAAGAACGCUCCAGUUGGCACCUUUAUUUCUGAGAGUGUUUGAUGUUUUCAGUGACGGAUUUUUUUUUUUUAAAUUUUCCUUCCAUAUACUGUAUCUUAAUCUAAAUGUUUUGUGCUUAAGAUGCCUUAAUAGUGAUACAGAUUGUACACUAUAAUAUCCCAAUGAGUUAGUGUGUAGAAUCAAUUUAGCAAACACUUCUUUUUGUAGAAUAUGAUGAAAUGAUUUAUCCUUUGUAAUGAUUGUCAUA
This is a messenger RNA of Epinephelus fuscoguttatus (brown-marbled grouper), 2206 nucleotides long. It is a transcript of the gene fam167ab, whose product is annotated as family with sequence similarity 167 member Ab. NCBI's taxonomy places the organism in Eukaryota, Metazoa, Chordata, Actinopteri, Perciformes, Serranidae. The transcript is spliced from 3 exons. The coding region runs from base 498 to 1121 and encodes 207 amino acids. The record is from RefSeq and is a predicted model, not a curated record.